CAAAUCAUGAAAUCACUCCACCUUCAUCGCAUUCUGUCCCAGUCCACCGCGAAAAAGCGAUGGUAUCUCACUGAGAGCUGAAGCUUCGCUUUCUCGGCGGUCCUUAUCUUCGAGUGCACAAUCCCGCACGGGCGCGGCACUCCAACGCAGGCGCACCGUACCGCCCCGGUUUUGUACUGCUGUGUACAAAAUUCAUGGGUAGGAUGACCGACACCUGCGAUGACGACCGCCAACACACCUCGUCACUCUCAGUGGACAGCCUGUUCAUGCCAGCACCGUUCUCUUUUCCCCUGAAAUGUCUCCGCGAGGCCCUUUACCUCUGGAUCACCUACCGUCUCAUCCUCUACCUCGGCUACCCCUCCACCUCCAAAUCCACCAUCGCAACAACCGCAUCGAUCUACUUCACCCUCCUCCUCGUCCGCCGCCACAUAUCCCAACGACGCUGCGACCAACCCAGCGAGGCUUACGGCCUCCAACACGCCCUCCUAAACCACGCCUCCAAUUCCCGCGAACUAUGGUGCAACAUGGGCUAUUGGUCCACCGCAACCACCUUCACCACCGCAAACCUCGACCUCCUCGGCCUCCUCGCAAACAACGCCGAUCUCCACCCCGGCCGCAGGGACACCGUCCUUGAUUUAGGCACGGGUUGCGGAACACAAUCCAUUCACCUCCUCAAAAGCUACAAAUUCGAGUCCUAUACGUCGAUUACGUCGCAUCCGGCCCAACAUAGCGUCGCGAAACGGGAUUUAUUGGAGGGGUAUGGCACCGGUGGAACCCGGAUUCGUGUGGUAUUGGGUGACGCAGCGAACCCACCACCCGAAAUCCUCUCGGAAUCCUACACCAAGAUCCUAGCCCUCGAUUGCGCAUACCACUUUCCCGCCCCGAGACACCAAUUCUUCGAGCGGGUGUUUGGACUACUCGAACACGUCGGGACUUUUGCGUUGACGGACAUCAUCUUAGGCGACACCCCCUCCCUCCUCGAAAAAUUGAAGAUGCGGGCACUUUGUGUGGUGUUGGGCGUACCGUGGGCGAACAUGAUACCGUUAAGCGAAUACAAAACCGCGCUGUAUAGGGCUGGGUUCGCGAUCGAUGAUAUCGACACCGUCGACAUCACCGACGACGUAUUUGCCCCAUUCGCCGCAUGGAUCAUGAACACUGCCGAGAAUCGUACAGAAUCAGGAUGGAGGAUGUACAAAAUCUUUGCACGGGUAUUGCGGUGGUGGGCGAGUAGCGGCGUCGUCCGCGUCAUCGUCGUUCGAGCACGGAAAGGCCCUCUACACCCUCCAUCAUCGCCAGCUGCAAUCAUAACCACGGGGAACAAGAAGGAGGAAGAGGCAAGAGGAGGAUCGGUACAGCGACCAUCCGUACCGGAGAACGGGAACUGGAUCCCCAUUGAAAGAGUCUACGAUCAAACUCAACACGCGAACGGCGGAUCUGGAGGCACCACCGCCUAUCCGCGAUCUCACAACCUAUACCACUGACCGAAAACGCAAGAACGAACGGGAAGCAUAGUUAUUGGUUUUGGUAGG
This is a messenger RNA of Saitoella complicata NRRL Y-17804, 1529 nucleotides long. RefSeq names its product S-adenosyl-L-methionine-dependent methyltransferase. The coding region runs from base 195 to 1481 and encodes 428 amino acids. NCBI's taxonomy places the organism in Eukaryota, Fungi, Ascomycota, Saitoellomycetes, Saitoellales, Saitoellaceae. The record is from RefSeq and is a predicted model, not a curated record. The transcript has 2 exons.